UGAAGAUGGUGCAGCAACAGACUACAGAGAAGAUGUUUGUAGAACUUGUUCGGACUCUACUUGAGUCUUGUUUCUUACAGCAGACUACAGGCAUGACUUGAAAUCGUUUCGAUGAAAGGUUGGUUGAUGUCAACGAACAUACGAUACAUUUUUUGAUCCUAUUGAAGUUUUCGAAAGUUUCCGCCGAGUGUCUUAUUUUCUCUUUUUAACUACUAAUUCAAACUCUGACAUUACAUGGGACCUCCGCGAAAUCGAAAAGGCCGAGCACGUCCGGCAAAAAAGGCUGGCGAUGAGGGCAGAGAUGCAAAAGAUCCAGGCGAUGAGGGCGCCAGCAGCACCUCUGAGCCCGACGGUUCUGCGGACGAGGUGGAAUUGACACAGGAAAGCAGUAGCAAAACCGCGAAGAAAAGCAGCGCGAGGAAGGCGAGGCAGGCGGAGAAAACGUCCGCCCUUAGUAAGGAGGAGCAAAAGUAUGCUGCUCGUGUGCGAGAAGAAAAGCUCGAAAGACGAAAAAAACUUGUGGAAGAAAGGAUAAAGUCGGCUAAGCCCGGAGGUAGUCGCUUUGUAGUCGCUUUAUUUUUACACAAGGACAUGUAGAUGUACGUAGUUUGAACUUGAAGAUAGCCUCGUCCUACCUGUAAUUUUUCACGUUUUUUCUUUACGUCCAGUACUACGGAGAACACGAAUCAAGUACACCAUGACACAGAGACAAGUGACCAAGAGGUAAAAACAAGAAGUAACUAAUAGUACAGCUUCCGCUUCGAGCAGUGUCAGUGUCUCUGUGUGUAAUAUACUCACUAAAAAAGGAGACGAGGACGACUCGAAUUUUCUGCUUCUGCGUACUAGGACCAUCAAGUGAAUAAUCAGAAAAAAACUGACAGAUGAAUACGCACAGUGGUUGGCGGAUGAGAAACGGAAAAUUUUGGCUGCUAAGCUGCAGGCCCGAAAGACGCGGAGUUUGUACGACGGCCCGGAGUAUGCAUUGCAAAAGUAUCGUAUUCGUAUAAAUGCAUUACAAAUUUCCUCAGCAUGAGAAGUAAAAUUUGUAAUGCGAAUUUACCUUUAAAAAAAGAUUUGUAAUGCAUGAUUGCCAUACGAGUACGAUAAUUUUGCACAGGAUACGGAGCUCGGCGAUCUGCUUGACUCCGAUGAGGAGGAAGAAGCUCUUAUCCUGAGUAAAACCGUCCCCAUACCAGAGUCAAGAUGGAAAAUCUGCUAGACAAAUCAGCCAACUUUGGUCGUUUCGCAUGACAGGUUUUUCCUCGUAGUGUAAUCCUGUUUAGCUAGUUCAGCAGCAUCACAGAUCUAGCAUAUCAUGCUUUUUAUAGCAUCACAAAUCCCAAAACACGACGAGAACAAGCUUUUCAUGUGGCUUCGCAUGAGAAACUUUUUUGGCAUGCAGAUUUGCAUGGCAACUCUGGGGUGGGGAUGUUUUUACUCAGAAUAGCUCUGGGGGGAAAGCCUCAGGAGCUGAUGAAGUUGAAGAGACCCAGAAAUAAUAAUGCUGCAAGUGCAGCGACCUCCAACUCCAAGCAGGGUGCAGGUGCAGGUGCUCGUCAUUCGUCUUUCCCCUCGGCCAGCGAGGACCAGGGCCGCGGGGAAGAAGCAGGAGAAGAUGAAACGAACAAACCGAAGGGGUCCUCCUCGGCAGGAGGUGCUGGGGGUGGCCUGCGCUCACAGGUCUGCCAGAUUGCGCUGAUCCUUGUGGUAAUGUUGUUCCUCGGUGUGUUGAAGGCGGGCGAGGAGAGCUUCAACGAGGGCGACGGUCCAAAGCGGACGUCCGACGAAGAGGACUUUUACAGCGUACUCGACGUCACCCGUGGUGUGAUCGAGUCCGAUUUGAAGAAGAGCUACAAGAAGCUCGCCCUGCGCUGGCACCCUGACAAGAACCCAAACUGUGACGAGUGCCUGAAGAAGUUCCAGAAGAUCUCCCGGGCCUACGAAACCCUCGGCGACAGGCGCAAGCGCAAACUUUACGACCAAACGUCAGCUGUGGAUCUCGAUUCGUUGCCUUCCGCUGCUGAGGCGAUCACGACGAAAAAUUGGCGCGAGAAAGUCUUGAAUUCGAACGACAUAUGGGUGCUGCAAACCUAUUCUGAGGUCGACUCCGCCUGCCGGUCAUUUCAUCAGAUGUGGUAAGACGUAGCUACAGCUGUGAUCUGAGGCUAUAUAUAGUUUUUGUUUUUCGAUCUCCAUCUCUUCAUGCCGCUUAUGAGCCUUGUUUCCGUCCACCAAAUAAAAUACACCCGCGGAGGACCGAAACUUUCGCCAUAUUGAGCAGACCAAUGGGUGCAUACGUUGAUUGUGAAGGAGUUGACGUUGAGACCAAGACGACCAAAAAUCAUCCCUAUAAAUAUCAUGAUGUACAUGUAGGCUAUGAAUAUAUAUAUAUAAAAUCAGGGAAGAAGUGGUGACGGGUAGCACGCUGGGACAGAGCGUGAAAUUUGGGCGAAUCCACUACGGUCAAGACCGCGAUCUGCUGAAUCAACUUCCCAUAGCCGCCCGCAUUCACCCUACCGUGUUCCUCUACACCCCCUCCCUCCCAGGGGAAACCACGCCCACGCUACCCCACAGCCGCGCCACCCCGGACAAGAUUCACAAAUGGAUUACUACCCACGUCCCCGGGUCAGCUGUGACCCGCAUUCGCACGGAGGAGGAUCUGCAACUGUUUCUGGCAGGCGCCAGCGGGGGGCAUAACCAGAACAAGCGAAAGUUGCUGCUGGUCGCACCUGUGAGUAGCAAACAGCUGCCGCUCAGCCUCAAGCGCCACAGCGUGCACUGGUAUUCGCUUUUUCAGAUCGGCGUAGUCCGUACGGAGCUAUUGCGGGACGCAGCGAAUGCACCGUUGCGCGAGGCCAUUGAAGCUCUCGCCGCAACAGCUCCCUCGGGUGGUUCUACAACUACAAUCGGGCAGCAGGAGCAAGAAGCGAAAGCGACAUCGGGUGAGCCCCAGAAAAAAAAAUCCGCAUCGGCUAAAAAAAUGCAGAAGCCACUGCAAUUUGAAUUUCCGUCGCUUCUCGUUCUGGGAACGCGAAGAUCGAAGGGUGUCCAGGACGAGGACGCAGUUUUUGUUGAGAAAAUAGUGACUUUCCCGACGAAGUCGCUGACGGACGAUGGGCUCACACGGGCACUGUACACGCUGCAGGCGGAAUUUUUGAUGCCCUACCUCACCACGUCAAACGUCGAUAUGCUGUGUCGGAGCAACUCGCAGUACCGGGUCUUCUGUCUGAUCGAAAUCGUGCAGCACCACUCCGGCGCCCAGGCGCUCGAGGCCGAGCAAACGUUGCAGCGGAAGCUGGCUGCAGCGCGGCGGGAGUACCUGCAAGAUUUGUUGGGGGGCUCCGGGCACAAAAUCGCCGAUGUGGACGACGUGUUUGCAAGGGCAAAAGCAACGAAGGUAACGAGGGCGGAGGUGGACCAGGCGCCGAAUGCGGUCCUGCACUCCGAGCUGGACGAGGUCUUCUUUUUGCAGCGCGCGCGGGUCAACCUGGCAACGGACGCGGUUCUCGCCGAGUGGUCGCUGGGGCGGCCACCGCGCGCAAAGUUAGCCCUAGCGAACCUGUUACGUGCAGAGGCCGCUGCAUUGCAUUUGCAGCACCAGCAAAGUACGACAACUUCUGGUGAAGCUUCUCCUGGUUCAUCUUCGGAGCAACCAGAACCACCAGCAGGAGGACCACUACAACAGCCUGUGGUCCCUGGUGGAGGUCCUCCUGCUCUCCCCGAAUCCCUUUUGGUGGAUCUGGAUGCGCGGCGGUGGAAGCUGGUGCAAGAGAAGGAUGUGCCGCAGUUGUACGCCCAAAUCGAGCAAGACUCCGUGAUGUUCCAGGACUUUCCCGAACAGCUGCGACUCGACCACACGACCCUGUUCGCCCCGGGCGUGUCUUUGUUUCACGAUGUGGUGGAAACCUUGCGGCAGAACUCGUACCUGGAUCUGUUGCUCGUUUUCGGCGGGUUUUUCCUCUGCUACCUCGCGGCGCACGCCCUCGAUCGCAGGCUCAGCCUUCCGAAGUUGAGCCUGCUCUUUCUGCUCGUCGCCACCACGGGCUUCCUGUUUCAGCUCUCGCCUGCAACCAGAUACUCGUGGUCCCAGUUUUCCCACAUCAUGCUCGAAGACUCUCUGGCUGCCGUGCGACCCUACUACCGACAGAUAAUCACCGUUUUUCGUGCAGAAAGAACUGCCUCCAGCGAUGAAGAUCUGUAGUAUAAUAUGAAACGGUGUUUGCAGCACCUCCUCCAGCAGCUGCAUGAUGGUACGGAUCGAAUUCGAAAGAAAAGAAGAGAUGCCCCUUGUUGAGUUUUUUUACAAAUCUUACGUAAGUAACCUCUGUGUAGCCAAUAAACCUCCCGCAAAGACAGAUGUGCUCUCGUGCCGCAGUGGGUCGCGCAUCGAAGUGGUUCGCGAGAAACAGCAGGUUGGCUUUGGCUAGGUACGAGCUUUCCAAACUCGACCAGAGCAAAUCAAUGCCAAAAACAAAAUGAUAAUGCUGUAUAAUUCACACAACCAUUUGUUCUUGAUGUGUUUAGUAAGACCCCUGUGUGGCCAGCAAGAAGUGCCGAC
Messenger RNA from Amoebophrya sp. A120, 4558 nucleotides. NCBI's taxonomy places the organism in Eukaryota, Dinophyceae, Syndiniales, Amoebophryaceae. The record is from the annotation of a GenBank genome assembly.